UUUUCCUCUCCUCGUGGGAUACAGACCGCUAUUCUCAGACCCCCAGAGCCGGAGUCGAACAAGUGUGGCCUUAUAAAAGGACCGAGAAACAGCGACAAGGACACAUAUUUCAAGGUGAAGGAUUGAAUGAGCUGCAGACACAGUUAGAUGUGGAUCUGUGUCCAGAGGAAACGCCGCUUUCACUGUGAGGCGACUGCAGACAGGCUCUCUCAGCUCCUUUAAGUGGCGUGUUACGAGUCUGCUGAACGGAGACGACAACAUGAAGGUGACAGCUCUGCUCAUCAUCUGCUUCUGUCUGGUCCUGGAGAGUCUGGGGAAGCCGAAAUUCCCGGAACAGGAGAAGGAGCCAAAGUUUUGGAACACAUGGGCCCAGAAGACCCUGAAGAACGCUCUGACGUUGCAAACUCUCAAUCAAAACCAAGCAAAGAAUCUGAUCCUCUUCCUCGGUGAUGGGAUGGGCGUCCCCACAGUGACGGCUGCUCGCAUACUGAAGGGUCAGCUGAACGGGCAGAGCGGAGAAGAGACGCAGCUGGAGAUGGACAAGUUCCCUUUUGUCUCUCUGGCUAAGACUUACAAUACGAACGCACAGGUGCCAGACAGCGCUGGCACAGCUACAGCUUACCUCUGCGGGGUCAAAGCCAACGAGGGCACGGUGGGAGUGAGCGCGGCAGCUGUUCGAUCCCAGUGUAACACCACACAGGGCAACGAGGUCACCUCCAUCCUCAAAUGGGCAAAAGACGCAGGAAAGUCAGUGGGAAUAGUGACAACGACUCGUGUCAACCAUGCAACUCCCAGUGCUGCCUACGCCCACAGCGUGGACAGAGACUGGUACUCCGACAAUGAAAUGCCACCUGAAGCACUGCAGGCCGGCUGCAAGGACAUCGCCAGACAACUCUUUGAAAACAUUCCCAACAUUGAUGUGAUUAUGGGUGGCGGCAGGAAGUACAUGUUCCCGAAAAACACGUCAGAUGUGGAGUACCCUGGGGUUGCGAAGCACAGCGGCACGCGAAAAGACGGAAGAAACCUGGUGCAGGAGUGGACUGACAGAACGAAGGAUAAAGUACAUUUCCCCUCCUCUUCCCCUCUCUUUGCUCGUUCUCUGCUCCCUCUUUUAUCUUCCCAAUUACAUUUACAUAUUUGGGAGUUCAAAGUGAAUGCUGUGUUUCACUCUGCAGUACGUUUGUCACUUUUUUUUCCUUUUACCGUGCAGAAAGGCCAUUAUGUAUGGAACAAAAAGCAGCUCUUAUCACUGAACCCUAACAACGUGGAUUACUUAUUGGGUCUCUUUGAACCUGCGGAUCUGACUUAUGACUUGGAGAGGAACACCGAGACUGAUCCCUCACUGACGGAGAUGACGGACGUGGCCAUCAAGAUCCUAAGGAAGAACCCCAAAGGAUUUUACCUGCUUGUAGAAGGAGGACGGAUUGAUCACGGACACCAUGAAGGAAAGGCCAAACAGGCUCUGCAUGAAGCUGUGGAGAUGGACAGAGCUAUCACCCGGGCGGAUCUUUUAACCAGCAUCCACGACACAAUGACAGUAGUGACCGCUGACCAUUCUCACAUGUUCAACUUCGGAGGCUACACGCACAGAGGAAACACGAUAUUUGGUCUGGCCCCAUUUAUUAGUGAUGUGGACCAGAAACCCUUCACCUCCAUCUUAUACGGAAACGGGCCGGGUUACAAACUUGUUAAUGGUGUGAGGGAAAAUGUCUCCACUAUUGACUUCGAGGAAAACAACUACCAGGCUCAGGCAGCCAUUCCUCUGAGCAUGGAGACUCACGGAGGAGAGGAUGUAGCUGUGUUCGCCAAAGGUCCACUGGCUCACCUGCUGCACGGGGUCCAUGAGCAGAACUACAUCCCUCACGUGAUGGCGUACGCAGGCUGUAUCGGCCAGAACAGGGAACACUGUUUGACUCGCGGUGGGGCUGUUUCACACAGAGGGACCGCUACUUUGGGCACAGUCCUCUCCAGCAUUGCAGCCUUUUUUACAGUCACCCAGCUACUGUGCUGACAUUACCCCACAACACUUUUUAACCUCUUAAACCCUUGUUUUAACCAGUCACGCAUUUUAAAUUUUAAAUCUGUUGUUAUAUUUUAAAUGUUUGAAUUUAACCACAAUCAUGCCACUUUUGUGUGAUAAUCAAAGCAGAAGAAGUCAGAAUAUGUCUAUUGGGUAAAAUGUCCAAAUACAAAAUAAUAAACCACCCUGGUACACAGAAAUGAAGUGUGGUGCAGAAGUCCCCACAAAGUUAGAGAUCACUUUGGUUUUUUGUCAGUAGAAUAGAUGAAUGAAGAUUUUAACGACCCCUUUGUUAAGUGUAAGCCCUCUAGGUUUGAGUUUAUAGAUUGGAUUCAGAAAUGUCUCAAUGUUUUCAUACCAUAAAUGUUCAGAUAACAGAAUCUACCUCAUUUGCUGGAAAAAUCCAUCAUGAAACAAUGGUGUGUUCAGAAGGUCAUGUUUGGAUGGAUAAAAUGUAUGCCGAAACCCGAGGCAAAUGAAUGUACAAAAGCAUAAAAAAUAAACGUAUGUCAUGUCACACACCUCAUGCAUCAUUGCGAAAGCACUGAAAAGCCUGCCCCCUGUUGUUGUGUCCAAUAAUAGAAGCUGUAAGAGCCCUCAAACAAUAAAGAAAUAUGUUUGUUUUCUGAUAA
This is a messenger RNA of Notolabrus celidotus (New Zealand spotty), 2652 nucleotides long. It is a transcript of the gene alpl, whose product is annotated as alkaline phosphatase, biomineralization associated. NCBI's taxonomy places the organism in Eukaryota, Metazoa, Chordata, Actinopteri, Labriformes, Labridae. The transcript has 11 exons. Gene Ontology annotation, cellular component: plasma membrane. Gene Ontology annotation, molecular function: alkaline phosphatase activity. The record is from RefSeq and is a predicted model, not a curated record. Gene Ontology annotation, biological process: dephosphorylation. The coding region runs from base 260 to 2011 and encodes 583 amino acids.